Messenger RNA from Apaloderma vittatum (bar-tailed trogon), 1270 nucleotides. It is a transcript of the gene SPIDR, whose product is annotated as scaffolding protein involved in DNA repair. Gene Ontology annotation, biological process: double-strand break repair via homologous recombination; regulation of establishment of protein localization to chromosome. The transcript is spliced from 8 exons. Gene Ontology annotation, cellular component: nuclear chromosome; nucleoplasm. The annotation marks the transcript as partial. NCBI's taxonomy places the organism in Eukaryota, Metazoa, Chordata, Aves, Trogoniformes, Trogonidae. The record is from RefSeq and is a predicted model, not a curated record.
AUGGUGUGUAACGGUGGCAGAGUGGCCAAACUCCUUACCUUACCACAGGCAGAGGAGUUCUUGGUGCAAAAACUGCUUCUCAAAAAUUCGGAUGUUCCUGUUAUCAUGAAUACAUAUUUUAGUCAGAAGGUGCUAAUCAGUGAACAAUCAGAAACAAGAGAGAAGACAUACGGUCUCACAAAGAUGCUCAUUAGGAAGAAUAUUAUAUCUCUGGCACAGACAUUCAGACUAGAUGACCUUGAUGGUGAGUUACGGCAGGAAUCUUCAGAUAAUCAGGUUGCCUGUGCUUCGCAAAUCCAUAACAACUGUGAUUCCAAGCGGCAUCCCUUAGCACACAGUGCUGUUAAUGAUUCUCUGCUUGAAAUGGUGGAAAGCCAGGGAGCAGUGGGAUGGAGAGAGGCGCAGGUGCGAGUCGUUAUCCAAAGGGUCUACCGUUUGCCUGCAAGAGAAGGUUACGGAAGCCACAACCAAGGAAACAAGUCUCUUUGUGCAACACCCAUCCUGAAUUCAGAUCCGCCAAACGUUAGGUUAUGCCUCCUUGUCCAGGACGCCUACGGUAUGUUCAGUGAAGUGCAGCUGCAGUCGCUGAGUUCUGCAGCUGACAUCCAGCAGUAUUGCAGGAGAUGGGAAGGAAAAUUCUGCUGCCUAGCUGGAAUGAAAAUUUUGCAAAGAACUACAAGAGGAAGGACUUUAGGACUUUUUAGUCUAAUAGACAGUCUGUGGCCUCCAGUAGUGCCUGUAAAAGUUCCUGGACAAAGUCAAGACUCUGAAACGAUGACAACUAAUCUUCCUCCUCCUAGCUUCUGCUAUAUUCUUACUGUUCAGUCUGGUGAAAUACAUGUGGAAGUGGAUGAGGAAGAACAGAUUUCUGAUUUGUACCAGCCCCCAGCUGUUCAUGGUCUAAAGGAAAUCCUUCAGACAAAACACAGUGUUCCUAUGAAUCAAAGAGAAAUUUGGUUGUUUGUGACUGACUCCACAUUGCAAAAUGUAGUUGAUACCACUCCGAAAGUUGUUGCCGUGUCAGUCGCUGCAUCGUGUGUUCUCAGUACGGAAAUCGCAGAAGCCCUCAGCGCUGCCUCGCGACUCGUCUUCUUCAAGGAUGCGCUGUUGGGAAACGGUAGGAUUAUUUGUGUUGAACGUACUGUUCUCUUAUUACAAAAGCCUCUUUUGUACUCGGCUGCCGGUGCUGACCUCAGUGAGCCGACUGGCCCUGUCAGACUCGAUGAGCUGGAUUCUACAACACCGGCCAACUCCGUUUGUGCUGUCAGAG